Cercocebus atys (sooty mangabey) is the source of this 1506-nucleotide messenger RNA. RefSeq names its product signal recognition particle 19kDa (gene SRP19). The record is from RefSeq and is a predicted model, not a curated record. Gene Ontology annotation, biological process: SRP-dependent cotranslational protein targeting to membrane, signal sequence recognition; SRP-dependent cotranslational protein targeting to membrane. Gene Ontology annotation, cellular component: signal recognition particle, endoplasmic reticulum targeting. The transcript is spliced from 5 exons. Gene Ontology annotation, molecular function: 7S RNA binding. Bases 177 to 509 code for a protein of 110 amino acids. NCBI's taxonomy places the organism in Eukaryota, Metazoa, Chordata, Mammalia, Primates, Cercopithecidae.
AUCUUGGCGCCGAGCGACAGGUGCCGGAACAAACAGGCGGUGAGAAAUCGCGGACGCGGAACCAUUUGGUGGGCAGGACUUCCGGCGGAAAAGCGGGCUGUCUCGGAAACGCCGAGCUGAGUUCCUCCCGGAUUUUCAAGUACGGUUCCUGGGCUGUUGUUUAGACUCUUGUGAAGAUGGCUUGCGCUGCAGCGCGGUCCCCGGCGGACCAGGACAGGUUUAUUUGUAUCUAUCCUGCUUAUUUAAAUAAUAAGAAGACCAUCGCAGAGGGAAGGCGAAUCCCCAUAAGUAAGGCUGUUGAAAAUCCUACAGCUACAGAGAUUCAAGAUGUAUGUUCAGCAGUUGGACUUAACGUAUUUCUUGAGAAAAAUAAAAUGUACUCUAGAGAAUGGAAUCGUGAUGUCCAAUACAGAGGCAGAGUCCGGGUCCAGCUCAAACAGGAAGAUGGCAGCCUCUGCCUUGUGCAGUUCCCAUCACAUUAUACACUAAGCCUAACUUCUGGUUCCUAGGUAAGUCAGUAAUGUUGUAUGCAGCAGAAAUGAUACCUAAACUAAAAACAAGGACACAAAAAGCAGGAGGUGCUGACCAAAGUCUUCAACAAGGAGAGGGAAGUAAAAAAGGGAAAGGAAAGAAAAAGAAGUAACCUAGUAUCAGCAUCAAGUAUGUGGUACUACUGUAAGAGACAUGAAUGGAGACUUCUGAUUUGUAUCAGAGGGAAACAGAAGCUUUUUGUUUGGAUCAUUUAACUGAACUGUGAACGCUUGUGCCUCUCAUCUUUAUCAUCGGAGUUGACAGUGAAACAUUUACAUCAGAAGUUUGCAUCUCGCUUUUAUGCCGUAUAAAAGAAUUUUUUUGUCUUUCAAUGCAGCUUUUUUGGAAGAAAGAAUAUUUUUAAAUGGACAAAGGACUGUACAAUAAGUUACUUGAAAUGAGUUACUUGUUUCAGAUAAAUUUCAAUUCGAUUUAAAAUAAACAUUUUGUCCACCUUUUAAGUUAAUGAAAUAAAAUUUGAAACUGACUUUUGCAACUUUUGCUUAUGAAUGAAUGCUAGGAGAGGAGAGGUAAUUAAGAAUAAAAUAUGUAGUGAAAGUUUCCAUAGUGUGAGUCUAAAACUAGAAGAAAGUGGUAGGUCCUCUUGUGGGUGGGGAACCGGGGAGUCUGUAAAAAGCCAGUCUGUAGAUCGUAUUUUAAUCUGUUACUGUAAUCGAAUUGUUCAAUUCUUGUUUUGACAUGGAAAGUCCUGGAUUUUAAGCUUUAAAUUUGCUUAUUUUGUAGGUUUAAGAACAUGAUUUUCAUGGGAGUUCUAAAAUUAACUGUACUUCAGCACCUUGAGGUACACUUUCCUUCAAGAAACUAAAUUGGAUUGGUGCUUCUGAAUUUAUUUCAGAGCAGUUUCUGAAAGUAGUGAUUUUGAGCUAUCCUGAUUGCUGUUCUUUCUGAGGCCUGGUUUGGCUUUUCCUUGAAUUCUGCAAGCUACCUCUUAUUUUCAGUAAAUUCCAUUUUCUU